GUUUAUUCUUCGCAACGCUUGCACGUGUGUGGCAGUGCGGAGCUCUUGGAGGUGGCUUGAGUAGGGAAGAUUGGAAACGACCGUCUCACAGCCGGACUUGCAUGUGAAUAUGACAUGGAAAGUCGUCUCUAAAAUGAGUCGUGCAAUCGUGGUUUUCUCUCUCGAUUAAAUGGUGCUAGUGAUUGGUUGUUGAGCCGCGAGGUUUUGUCGUUACUGGAAGUAAUUCUUGUACACAAAGCUGUGUUUAUUCUCCUAAUGAGGCUAGUCUCGGAAGACACUCCUAUACAUUAUGAACUUCAAGCUCAACGAAUUGCCUUAGUCUUGCUCAUAUGCUUGACACUAUCUUCUCUUCGAUUCCCACAUUCGACCUUUUCCCGUAGACGAGGUUGCGGGAAGUAGUAACUACGUGUUCAUAGUACUUGUGUGGAUCUUUUUUGUGAGCUUUGAAGGAGGUAGCCCCCCUUGCGAGACAAACAGAAAACUGUACUGGGGACGUGCUAUGAGUGGUUUUGUACAAUUCCUUCUCUAAGCGGAGACCAGUCAUUUUGAAAACACUCUUGUCUGGCAGAGGACCUCUCAUUUUAUCUCGGACGCGUGCAACAUCUUUCGAGAGCAGAUAGCACUGCCAUGUGCAACUGUCCAGUUUCUAUUGUCUCUUUUAUUAUAGUAAAGUUCAGCGCAGUUGUACUAGUGCCGAACUAGUUGAACGCACCGCAAACCUGUUGGGCAUCGAGUACGCUGUUUGUUGCAAGUAGAGUUUUGCGAGCAGACUGCGCAGUGCUAUAAAAUGUAUUUUCAGUUUUCAUGGAUUGUUAUUGCCGUUUUAGCUACGUUAUGCAUUUCACUACUGUGGCCAAAGAAACCAUUCAUGUCCAACCUGCGAGGAAAGCAUUUAUUCCUUACAGGCGCCUCAAGUGGCAUCGGCUUGGAGAUAGCUAAGCAAGCUCUACGAGAAGGCGCGUAUCUUACUCUUGUCGCAAGGAAUGGCGAGAAAAUGGGUAUAAUCGCGAAGUCUUUGCUCAAGCAGCUGGAAUGUUCUCCGGAGCAAGUGCUGGUGAAGGCAGCAGAUGUGACCAAUUACAAAGAAAUAUCCAAAGCCGUGAGGGAAUCGUUUGACUGGCGACCCAUCGAUAUAUUGAUCAACAAUGCAGGGCUAACAAGGAGUGGUUUUAUGGAGGACUUCACCGUAGAAGACAUAAAUGUAGUGGUGCAAACCAAUUUGCUCGGCUCAGUGUAUCCCUUGCACGCUGUGUUACCUCAGCUCAAGCUGCGAAGCCGUGACCACCCCAUAUCCAUCGUCUUCCUGGGCAGCUUGGCGUCCUUGUGCUGGUUGUAUGGAAAUGGAGUAUACACCGGAACCAAGUAUGCAGUUAAGGGAAUAGCGGAAAAUUUGCGGCUGGAGCUCGCGCCUUAUAAUAUGCGCGUGAAUUUGGUGUGUCCAGGUUUCGUCAAAACAGCUUUUUUGGAUUCUGUCGACAAUGAAGAGGAGCUGACUUCAGGAAUGGGGGUGGCCUCUUUUUACAAUCGAAAAUCCGCUCAAUCCCCAGAGACCGUCGCAAAAAUUGCACUCUCUGGCAUCAAGAGGGGCACAUUCUUGAUCACCACUACCUUUGGGUUGGGUCCCAUUCUCGUCAUUCUCACUCGGGGAUUUGCACCGUCCGAGUCUUUCCUAUUGAACCUGGUUGAGGCCCUUCUGGCUGGUCCAGCAAGGAUUAUCAGCUACUUCUCACAGGCCAAGAUUUAUUGGAGCUUGAGAAGUAUCCACCGCAAGUACAACCACGACAGCCAAUGAUUCGAUUGAAUUAUGCGCUUUUUACAGCAUCGCUGCAUGGCUAACACGCAGCAUUAUUUCAAAAGGGUGCUCUUGUUAUAUCCACUGCAUCAAAUGCGGUGACUUACAGCAGAGGGAGAAUACCCACUACUAGUGUGGCUGCAGUCGCCCAUGAAUUAGCAAUGGAGAAGGCAUACCUUAUUGGUUUUUCAUUGGCACACCCAUCAUUGUGCAUUGCAUUAUCACAUGCAACUCAUUUCAUUUUAAUUGGCUCAUUCUUUGCAUGGAGUAAUUGUGAUAUUGUUUUAUUGCUACAAGCAAUUUAGUGAUCAAUUUAGUGAUUCAUAAACAUACAAAUAUAGAUAGAUAGAUAGAUAGAUAUGCAUAUAGAUGUAGCAUUAGCUUGAUUUCCUUGGAUGUAUACUCAAUUUAUAUACAGCUAAGCUGUCAGUCAUUUUCACUCCUCAUAGAACUAGAGAAAUCACAACCAAUCAAAUUAUCUCAAGCAGAGGUACACAUGAUAAAUAAAGUAGCACCAUCAACCCAGAA
This is a messenger RNA of Physcomitrium patens, 2320 nucleotides long. RefSeq names its product 3-dehydrosphinganine reductase TSC10A. The record is from RefSeq and is a predicted model, not a curated record. Gene Ontology annotation, cellular component: endoplasmic reticulum membrane. Gene Ontology annotation, molecular function: 3-dehydrosphinganine reductase activity. Gene Ontology annotation, biological process: sphingolipid biosynthetic process. Lineage: Eukaryota; Viridiplantae; Streptophyta; Bryopsida; Funariales; Funariaceae.